AUGGAUAACGAAAACGAUAUUUUAGGCAGAGCCUACGAAGUAGAAAAAAGAUACGUGCAUGUGAUGGAUACUGAGGAUAUUUUAGGCAGAGCCUACGAAGUAAAGAAAAGUAACCUAUGUACUAUGGAAGAAGAAAGGGAUAUCUAUAGACAUUGGAUAGCACGAAACAAGACAUACUGCAGUGAUGAGCAGGAGAUGUAUAUUCGUUUUGCUAAGUCAAAGAAACUGACUGUGUUUGAUCAUUACAAAGAACAUUACAUCAUUUUUGACUCUUUGGAUACAUACUGGGAAAUGCUCGAUAACACACCAAAAGAAUACCGAUGCUUCGAAGAAGUUGUGUUUCACGAUAUUCCGCAAUCACCUGUCAUAGAGAUUGGUGUAUCCUCUGAUGUUAGAUACCCCGGCACUAAGAUUGUGGAGAUUCUUCGCACUACACUCGACACAAUGCAAAAAAUAUUUCGCACGGAAUACACUGAUUACACUAACAUUGCCCGUAUCCCUUCGACGCUGGAUGAUUUUGUAGUUAUGGACGAGAUUGUACAAAGAGACGGGAAAUGGCAUUAUUUCUUUCAUAUCCAAACCCCUUCGUUCUAUUUUCCGAACUAUUCCUAUUGUGCGGAGUUCCGUGAAAGACUCUGUGCCUCACUUCCUUGCCACAUUAGUUCUUUGAUUGCACGUCCUACUGAAUAUAUCUACCAGCUUGUUGGCAUUUCUGGUUCAUAUUUACUUAGUCUCGACAACAAUAAACGUAUCACACCUUAUAGCCAAUUUCUCGACACCCGUACUUCUGUUGACAAGAACGAUUUGUUCGUUUCACGUUUUUCUGUCAUGCAAGACCCCACCGCAUAUGAACUACUUCGCCUCAAAAACACCUAUCAGUCAUCCUCCAUACCACAGUCCCCUCCAGAAGGUAUUUGCGGAUAUUCCGAAAUAGCAAACAAGAGUGAUACUGAUUAUUGUGGCAAUACUCAUUCCGUCGCUCAGCAUGAUGUGAUCAUCCCUGCCGACAAAGGGGACAUACCAAGUAAUCAUGCACCCAUUCGGGUUGUUCAGGCACCUGUGGUCAGCUUAAGACAAGAAACAGGAAAAAUUGUAGAAUGCAAUAACUCCGUUGCAUUUGCGGAGUCCACUGGAAUGAACGAAAAAAUACUCCAUGAACACAGUUUAGGUGAAGUUCCUAUAGAGUCUGAUGAAAACAUUACUGUGGGCAAUGGCCAACAAUCCAUGGCAAAAACUUCUUCUUACGUGUCCAUUCCUUGUCCAACCAUUUUUAUUACUGAAUCAUCGGCCAGCAAAUUUCGGACCCAUGCAAUCGACCAAAACACUUCAGCAGUCUACACUGCAAUAAAUUGCAUAGUUAUUCUUCUCGGUAUCUGUAAAAAAUAUGGACGACGCAGUUCGAGAGAGACUGAAACGCACCGGAAUACAAAUACGAGGAUUAAGCACUACGUAUCGCCAGGUAAAGGAAAAUGUUCGUUGCCAAGUGUCUUGUUCUCCCGAAAAAAUACUGCAGCAAGAUGUACAUGGGAAUGCAGAAAAACCCUUCACAGUAGAGGUAAUCAGAAUAAAGAAAUUACUAGAUCAGUAGACAACAGGCCGAAACUAAUCAUGGAUCUGAAGAAUUGUCAAUGGCCAUGGGACAAUCAUAAUAAUAGCAUGCUUUAUUUUCGAACAACUAAUUUACAAAUGGUACGUUUGAUAGUUGAUAAUCAAUGGGAUAAUGUGUGUGGAGUCAUUCCAUUCCGUAAUAGUCAAAAUCUCGGUCACUGGGCUCACACUAUAUGUGAUGAAGGGUGUUUCGAGAAAAUAUGCUAUCGGAAACCAGAAAAGUAA
Molecule: messenger RNA, 1833 nt
Organism: Rhizophagus irregularis DAOM 181602=DAOM 197198
Lineage: Eukaryota; Fungi; Glomeromycota; Glomeromycetes; Glomerales; Glomeraceae
Source: RefSeq, a predicted model, not a curated record